Chrysochloris asiatica (Cape golden mole) is the source of this 522-nucleotide messenger RNA. It is a transcript of the gene FAM180A, whose product is annotated as family with sequence similarity 180, member A. The record is from RefSeq and is a predicted model, not a curated record. NCBI's taxonomy places the organism in Eukaryota, Metazoa, Chordata, Mammalia, Afrosoricida, Chrysochloridae. The transcript has 3 exons. The coding region runs from base 1 to 522 and encodes 173 amino acids.
AUGUCCUGGAAGCUGCUAGUGCUUCUGCUACUUUGCUACAACACGCAGGUGACUGUGCCCCACAGGUGGAGCCGAGCUGUGCUCUUCCCUGCUGCCCACCGGCCAAAGAGGUCAUUAUCCAUCCCGCUGAACCCAGUCCUGCAGAGCUCCCUGGAGGAAGUGGAACUGCUCUAUGAGUUCCUCCUUGCUGAACUCGAGAUCAGCUCUGACCUGAAGAUCUCCAUCAAGGAUGAGGAGCUCCUCUCUUUGCGGAAGGCUGCUGACUUCCGCACCGUCUGCAAUGAUGUGAUCCCCAAGCGCAUCCCAGACAUCCGCCGGCUGAGCGCCAGCCUCUCCAGCCACCCAGGCGUCCUCAAGAAGGAAGACUUUGAAAGAACGGUGCUGACCCUAGCCUAUGUGGCCUACCGCACAGCCAUGUCUCAGGGACAUCAGAAGGACAUCUGGGCCCAGGCCCUGCUUAGCCUCUUCCAGGCCUUGAGGCAUGACCUGUUGAGGUCCUCCAGCUCCAGUAGGCCACUCUGA